Heteronotia binoei (common prickly gecko) is the source of this 762-nucleotide messenger RNA. RefSeq names its product fibroblast growth factor 3 (gene FGF3). The record is from RefSeq and is a predicted model, not a curated record. NCBI's taxonomy places the organism in Eukaryota, Metazoa, Chordata, Lepidosauria, Squamata, Gekkonidae. Gene Ontology annotation, cellular component: cytoplasm. Bases 1 to 714 code for a protein of 237 amino acids. Gene Ontology annotation, biological process: positive regulation of protein phosphorylation; regulation of cell migration; fibroblast growth factor receptor signaling pathway. Gene Ontology annotation, molecular function: fibroblast growth factor receptor binding; growth factor activity. The transcript has 3 exons.
AUGGUGACCAUCUGGCUGGUGCUGUUGAGCGUCCUGCAGGCGCCCGGCUCCCCCGGGCUGGCAGCUGCCGGGGAGCCUCCCAAGGGGCCUGCUUGUGCCCCGCGAGGAGAGACCUGCGACCCGCGCUGGCGCAGAGACGCCGGCGGGCGCGGCGGGGUUUACGAGCAUCUCGGCGGAGCGCCCCGGCGCAGGAAGCUCUAUUGCGCCACGAAGUAUCACCUCCAGAUCCACGCCAAUGGGCGGAUCAACGGCACCUUGGAGAAAAACAGCGUCUUCAGCAUUCUAGAGAUAACUGCAGUGGAUGUUGGAAUUGUUGCUAUCAAAGGCUGUUUCUCCGGCAGAUACCUGGCCAUGAACAAAAGAGGCCGACUUUAUGCUUCAGAGACGUACAAUGCUGAGUGUGAGUUUGUGGAAAGGAUUCAUGAGCUGGGCUACAACACUUAUGCAUCACGCCUGUACCGGACUGUGCCCAAUGGAGGUAGCAGUAAACGCAAAGCCAGUGCUGAGAGACUUUGGUAUGUCUCCAUCAAUGGGAAAGGCCGACCCAGAAGGAGUUUUAAAACCCGUAGGACACAGAAAUCUUCCCUCUUUUUGCCUAGGGUGCUGGAUAACAGAGACCAUGAUAUGGUCCGACUAUUCCAUACCAACACUAAGUUCCGAGAGAGUCUGUUAAAGACACCAAAUAAGAACCAGAGAAGAAGAAGAGGACACUAAUGGAUGCUUUCUGGGUGGGGUAGCUAGAAUGGAGAAAGAAGACAAGAG